CAUAGUAGUCAAACGAAAUGGCAUUUUCAACACAAAAGGAAUUUUUCCAUGUCCCCUUUAUGAACGAGACGGUCGACUAUGAGUGCCGGAAGGCUUGUGUCAAGCUGAAGACCUAUCAAUCGACCAUCGAUCAUCGCUCUUGGGCCAUGGAUGAAUCGUUGCAAUCGAGGUUCCUUUCAGAUUUGAUCACCUGCCAGACGCCGGUUGGCGGCUACGGUGAUGGUGAUGGUGACGAUGAGUAUGAUUAUGAUUACGAUGAUGAUGAAACGGGCGAAGUUGCACGAGCUCCUGGCCGUAAUCUUGGCUCUGGACGUGGGGGUGGUCGGGCAGGUGGACGCCCUAAAAGAGGCGUCGGUAGGCCAGUUCACACUGACAGCGGUUAUAUCGGCGAACCGGGUAUGAGAGGUGAUGAGGGAGCGGGACCUAGUGGACGUGGACGAAUAGGUGGCCCCGGAGGUGGUGGUCCUAGAGGCGGUGGCGGUCCUAGAGGUGGUGGGCCUGGAGGUAGUGGUCCUGGAGGUAGUGGUCCUGGAGGUGGAGGUCCCGUUAGUGGUGCUGGAGGGUUUUCCGGUGGUGGGGGCCUAGGAGGCGGUGGGCCCAGUGGUGCAUUUCCGGGGGGCGCUGAUGGGAGAGGAGCUAAGCUUGGUCAAAGUGGUCUUCUUACCACUGAUAGCGUAAUUGCUUGCGCCAGCGAACAAAUGGGAAGAAUGCAGGAAUUGUUACUGCACAAAAAGAAUCUCGAAAAACAAUUAGAGGUAUCGAACGAACGCUUAAAAGUAUCCAACAUGGAGAAUGAUAAGAUCAAAGAAAUUAUGAAUAAUAAAUUCGAUAGCAAUCAUUCGAAAGAUUUCUACAACAAAAUACAGAAGCUCACAUCAGGCGGCAAAAUCAAUAAGGGCGAGGAAAAUGAACUUUUACAGAUUUACAAUAAAUUCGAAGAUAUGAGCAAGGCAUACGAAAUAUUACAAGCAGAAAAUGCCUAUCUAAAGCGACUAAUGGAUAAAUUGUCUUUACGCGCAUCCUUCGAAGCACUAAAAGUAGAACCGGAAAAGAGCAACGAUAUUGCAUUCCUACAGAACGAGGUGAACAAGUUGCGUAAGGAGCUCUCCAUAUUGCGCAAAUUUGAAGAUGAUAAACUGAAGGGCACCAUGGAUAGCAAUCGGAAUAAAAUGUCUGAUCAUGAUGCUGAGACGCUCAAGGCGAUUGUUAAGGAGCGUAAUGCUUUGCGUGAGAAAUGCAAAACCUUCAAAGAUCUUGAGGCAAAGGUUUACGAGCUGCAGAAGAUAGCAAAGGAAGCCGAUAAAAUGUCUGAUAGUCUAUCGAAUGAUUUGGAUAGUCAAUCUAAACAUAUAAAUAAAAUGGAACAUGAGAUGAAGCAGAUGCAGGAUUACUACGAAGAUCAAAUAGCCAAUCAUAAGUUUAAUGAAGACAUACUUAGGUGUCAACUCAAAGAAAUGAAAGAAGAGCUAAUUCGUGCUCGCUGCAGUGCACAAAAAGCUGAGUGCUUGCAAAUGGAGAUCAGCAGUUUGCGGAACGAGCUGAUGCGUCGUGAGCUGGCUCUGAAUGACUACAACUGUCAGUACAACCAAUUGAUGAAUGUCAUUGAUGAGCUUCAGCAUAACGCCAUACAAAAUCUGCACGAUACCCAAACGCAAACCUGCACGGAUUAUAUGGACGAGUUGACCUUCUUCGCGCGCGCCACUUUGCACGAAAUCAAGAAAGAGAUAAAGAAACGUGGCGGUGACGGCGACAAAAUCGGCGGUCCAGCUAUUACCGAUAACCUCAGUCCCGAUGAGUGUUGCGCUGAGUUGCAGCGGUUACACGAUAUGGUCAAACAGUUGACAAGACAAAAUGAAUAUUUGCAAAAUAAUGUACAGAAAGCAGCGGAAGAUUAUUGUGCAGAGGCGUUUACGAAAUUGAGAGAAAUGGAGAAGAAAUACAAGAAAUCCCAAGACGAUAUAUCAUAUUUGAAAAGAGAUAAGGAUGCCCUGAAUAUGCAUGCUAUGGAUAAACUGAAUGAGUUCUCUGAUCGUGUGGAUAAAAUGGGUACAGAUGUGGGUAAGGCCGUUAAAGAUACCGCUUAUAUGGAUAAGGACUUGAAAGAAUCUAUGAAAUUGGUGAAGGAAAUAAGUGACAUACAGUUGAAAAAUGUUCAAUUAUCGAAUGCCGUGAAUGCGCUUAAUACACGCGAUGAUCAGAGCAUUAUAGACGAUUUACGACGGCAAUUGCUCGAAGAACAAGCAAAACAUAAGAAGUGCCAGGAAGAAAAUAAAAAGCUAAGAGAACUGCUUGAAAAACGAGGCAUUGAUCCAGAUUUAGCAACUAAGGAUGUCAUGAGAGAAGUAGCGGAUGUGCAGAAGGGUGGCCCUGCCACCGACCUAGACGUUCAAAGGAGUGGUCCUUUCAUUGGUGCAGACGGUCAAAAAGGUAAACCUUCUGGUGCAGGUCAAUUAGCAGGGCCUGAUAAAGGCGGUCCAUUCAUUGGCAAAGAAGAUGAAAAGAAACUUGAGAGCGGCGGCGGUGAAGUGGUUGGUGCUGAUGUUGUAAGAAAAGGUGGUCCUGGCGAAAGUGCAGUUGUUGGACCGGAAGCUGGUAAAAAAGAUGGUCCUGACGUGGCUGAUAUAAGUGGUCCAAGUGCUGUAAGAAAAGACGCGCUUGAUACUGCUGGCGUAAGAGGUCCAGAUGCUAUUAAAGCACCAACGCCUGGUGGCGGGCCUGAAGCUACGCAACCGGUUGCAUCCGGCGCCGUUCCCGGCCCAGCUGCCGCCAAAGCAAUUGGUCCUGCUGAGCGUGGCCCUGGAGCAGGUGGACCUGUUACGGGGGGUCCUGGUGCAGGUAACCCUGCCGUGGGUGGUCCUAGUCCUGUUGGUCUUGCUGCGGGUGGACCUCCAAAAGGUGCGCUAAUUGCAGGCGGUCCUGGAAUUGGUGGUGCGCCUGCCGGUAAUCCUGGUGCAGAUCCCGGUACAAGUGGUCAGCCUUCUGGUGGCCCAGGCACAGCAGCCACUACAGGUGGUACAGGUUACGCUACAAGUGGUCCCGGUGCAGUACCCGCCUCAGGUGGUCCGGCUGCUGGUGUUCCAUCUACCGCUGGUCCUGGUGCAGGUGGCCCUAUUGAGGGUGGUCCUGCUGCGGGAGGGCCUGGUCCAAUUGGACCUGCUGCGGGGGGACCUGUUGCAGGUAAACCGGCUGCUGAUCGUCCUGGUGCAGGUCCCGGCAGAGUUGGUCCAGCUGCCGGGGACCCAGGGACAGGAGACACUACAGGCGUUCCCGGUACAGAUGGUCCGACUGGUGGGGGCUCAGGGACAGGCCCCACUACAGGUGGUCCUAAAGCAGCCCCUUCAGUAGGUGGUCCUGCUGCACGCGGUCCUGGUUUAAGUGCUCCUACUGCGGGUGGUCCUGGUGCCGGUGGUCCUGGUGCCGGUGGCCCGUCUGCCGGUGGCCCGUCUGCCGGUGGCCCGUCUGCCGGUGGCCCGGCUGCUGGUGGACCUGCUGCUGGUGGUCCUGCUGCUGGUGGUCCUGCUGCUGGUGGUCCUGCUGCUGGUGGUCCUGCUGCAGGCGAUCCUGGUGCAAUUGGUCCGGCUGCGAGACGUCCGGGUGCCGCUGGCCCCACUGGGGAUGGUCCUGCUACGGGCGGCCCUGGCGCAGUUGGCCCUGCUGCUGGUAUUCCUGGAGCAGGUGGCCCAGCUGCAGGUGAUCCUGCUGCUGGUGGUCCUGCUGCUGGUGGUCCUGCUGCUGGCGGUCCUGCUGCUGGCGGUCCUGGUGCAUUUGGUCUUCCUGCAGGCGGUCCGAGUGCUGCUGGUCCCACUGGGGGUGGUCCUGGUGCAGUUGGUCCUGCUGUGGGCAGUCCGGGUGCUGCUGGCCCCACUGGGGGCGGUCCUGGCGCAGUUGGCCCUGCUGCUGGUGUUCCUGGUGCUGGUGGCCCUACUGUUAGUAUUCCUGGUGCAGGUGGCCCAGCUGCGAGUGGUGCAGUUCGAAGAGGUGAACCGGUUGUCGCUGAAGGUGGUGCGCCUGCAGGAUAUACAGGAGCCAUUGGUCUUGGAGGCGCUGAUCAAACACGUGGUCCUGGAGAACCGGAUCGAAGUGGUCCAGGCUUAGAUAAAAUUGGUGGUGCAGGUCCCGUAGGCGAUAGCUCCGCAAUCGGUGACGGAGAAAGUGGUGGUAGAACUGACAUUAAACCUGGAAAGGGAGAAGGUAUUGGUGGCGGUGUUCCUGGUAGAGGACCUAUUGGUCGAGGUGCACCCACUUCUGGUGGAGGCAAAAGUCGUAGAGGAAAAGGCGCGGCCGCAUCAGCAGAUUCAGAUGCAUUCCAACAAUUUAUCGACACUAAUGCCAACACAAUGAUUUCGAAUAUAAGGGCAGGCAGUGCACUCGAAAAGGAAUUACGUGCGAUUCUGAAUUCCUUCAUGAUGGAAUGUGGUUUCUGCUUCUGCAAAAGUUUAGUGCCGAAAAGUAAAUUUUACGCACUUUGCCAUAAACUUCUGCACAAUGGCAUUCAGUGCAUGUCUUUCCGCGAAUUGGCAUACAUGCAUAGAAAGAUAUUUAUGGCCGCUGACAAGUUGCAUCCAGGAUGUCUAUUGAACAUGAUAUUAACCGAACUGGGCUUCAAGGAUGGCGAGGGUCUUAAGUGUUGCCAUUGCAAAAACGCUCUCUGUUGCAGCAACUCCGAGGAAAUGCUCAAAGAAAAGGUUAGCAAGUUGGAGCGUGAUAUUGAAAUGGCAAAGGAAUAUUUGGACAGUUUGAAAGGGCAUCCAAAAACGCCGAAAAAUCCCUAUACCUCAACUGGAAAGACAUACAGAAACAUGGAAGAUAACUAUUCAGAAGCCGUAGAAGAGCUUCUAACAUGUCGAGAAACAAGACCUGCUUUGUCCAGAACACACAGCAAACAAAUGAAGACUCUUAAGGCGCGCAUAUUGAAAUGCUCCGAAAUGCUGCGAUGAUUAUUUUACGUAAACGACGUAACGGUCAAUUUCUUUGUUGUGAGCGUACGUUUGAAUUGAAAACAUCCAAACAUACUUUGCUGCAAUAUCUAUUUCUUAGUUUAUUUUUAUAUUUAUUCUACCGAUUAAGGUUGAUUUAAGUUUUUUUUUUUGCAUUUUGUGGCAAAUGGCAUUCUAACCACAAAGAAAUUAUGUGAAUGAAACAUAUUUGUUCGACAAGAGGCAUGAAUUGUCUUUGUUUAAAACAAUUUUAUUAAUUCACCAACUGAGAGCAUCUUUGGAGAAUUAACAGAAUUAUUUUUUACUAAGUUUGCAAUGAUCAGACAUGAUACAGACUUUAUCAAUGAAUGGCCGCCACGUUCACGCAUAUGUAUGUAUACAUAAUUUAGAGGGUUUUCCGAAACAAUAA
Molecule: messenger RNA, 5346 nt
Organism: Bactrocera latifrons
Lineage: Eukaryota; Metazoa; Arthropoda; Insecta; Diptera; Tephritidae
Exons: 7
Coding region: 18-4937 (1639 amino acids)
Source: RefSeq, a predicted model, not a curated record